AUGGUGAUGAGGUGGCAGCUGAUGUGUAAACACAACUGGAAAAAAAAAUUGGAAAAAGUGGGAAUUUCUGUCUUCCCUCGUCUGUCCUCAACUCUCGCCACCACCCUCGUCUAUCCUCGUCUGUCUUCCCUCGCCUAUCCUCACCUCUCAUCGCCAUCCUCCUCCUCCACCAUAGCUCGCCGGGAAUUUCUGCAAAAGUGUAUUCUGGACAACAGCUAUUGUUUUGAGCAAUAUCAGAUUACUCGUUCUCAUCUAUCCUCAGAAUUCCUUACGCAAAGUGGAAAAAUGGAGGUUGAUUCAAAUGUUGGUAAGAAUCCUUUAAUAAAUGAGGGCAAACACGUUGAAGAACCUAAGAAGGGUAUGUGUUUUAGCUCAAGGGAAGAGGUGUACACAUUUUAUGAAAAAUAUGCUAAGCAUGUUGGAUUUUCUAUAGCUCAUAAAGCACAACAUUUUGGAGAUGAUGGAUUGUUGUCUAGUGAAGACACUAACACAUUUGUUUGGCUAUUCAAGUCAUGGUUAAGUUGCAUACCAAAUCAUCCGCCAAAAGCUAUUAUAACUGAUCAGUGUAGAGCUAUGCAAAAUGCUAUAGAAAUUGUGUUUCCACAAGCUCGACAUCGGUGGUGCUUAUGGCAUAUCAUGAAGAAAAUUUCGGAGAAGUUGAAAGGAUAUGCUCAGUAUGAAGCCAUAAAGUUGGCUAUGCAAAAUGCAAUUUAUAACUGUCUGACAAGAGCUAAAUUUGAGAGUAAAUGGGAAGAGAUGCUUGCAACAUUCAAUCUUUAUGAUAAUGAGUGGUUGGGGGUACUAUAUGAUGAGCAGAAUCGAUGGGUACCUGUCUAUGUUAAAGACAUUUUUUGGGCUAGCAUGUCAACUACACAACGAAGUGAAAGUAUGAAUACAUUUUUUGAUGGAUAUGUAAAUCCAAAAACUACAUUGAAGCAACUCGUUGAACAAUAUGACAAUGCCUUGAGAAAUAAGGUAGAGAAAGAGAAGAAAACAGACUUCAAGUCUCGACACAAAUUGUUUGAUUGCCUAACUAUAUACGGGUUUGAGAAGCAAUUUCAGCAAACCUACACCAAUGCAAAAUUCAAAGAAGUUCAAGGAGAGUUGAAGAGAUUAGUUUACUGUCAGGUGGUGAUUGUGAAAGAUGAGGGAUCAAUUUCUACAUAUAAUGUCCAAGAAGCGAUGGUAGUUUCUGAGAAGAUGAAGCAUGUGGACUUUGUUGUCUAUUUUAAUUCAACUGAAUAUGAAGUUCAAUGCAUAUGUCGGUUGUUUGAGUUUAGAGGCAUUAUGUGUGCUCACUCACUCGCUGUGCUUGUCAGAAGAUGA
Molecule: messenger RNA, 1326 nt
Organism: Camellia sinensis
Lineage: Eukaryota; Viridiplantae; Streptophyta; Magnoliopsida; Ericales; Theaceae
Source: RefSeq, a predicted model, not a curated record